CCUGACAGAGCUCAAGGAAUGUUUGGACAGGGCUCUCAGGCACGUGGUGGGAUUCUUGGGGCUGUCCUGUGUAGGACCAGGAGUUGGACUCAAUUAUUUUUAUGGGUCCUUUACAACUAAGGAUUUUCUGAUCCUGUUUAUCUUUUUUCAGCAGCAUUAGUGAUGGCAAUGUCAAUAGUGCAGUUGAUCAGUCUUGCACAGAUACCCCCACUAACUGAUGUGAGCUGUAUGGUAGGACUGCAUAAAGAAAAGUUUUAGAAGUUUUAACCAGAACAGUAUGAAGAUUAAACUACCACUAAUCAAGACUGGAAGAAAUGCAGUAGUUUAUCUGGCGAAGUGAUACUGAUGGAAUGUUUCUUGACCUGGUAUUACAUAAAUCAUGUUGCUGGUUUUUCCAAGCCUGCUGUUAGGAUUUGCUGCAUACUGUUCACCUGGAGAGAAUGGCCUGUUGGGAAUUCCUGACUACUUUGGAAAUACUUCAGAUGUAAUACAGACUGAAAAUGUGAGCCUGAAAUUCCCAUCAGUUUAUAAAGGCACUUUUGGGGAAGCCCAUUUUAGAAAUCGAAGAGGAAUUCUGGAAUUAGCCGGAGCCAUCAGAUGCACCACAGGCCGCUCUCCUUUUGCCUACCUACGCUAUGGAUGCUACUGUGGCCUGGGAGGAAAAGGAUGGCCCAAGGACAGAGUAGACUGGUGCUGCUUUCACCACGACUGCUGCUAUGGUAGGGCAGAACAAGCAGGUUGUCAGCCAAAGACUGAAAGUUACCACUGGGAAUGCAAAGACAAUUCUGCUGUGUGUGACUCACUAGAAGAUAAAUGUCAAAAAAUGGCAUGUGAAUGUGACCGUGAAGCUGCCAAAUGUUUUUCUAAAGCUCCCUACCAUAGAAAAUACCUUUUGUGGCCAGACUUUAUGUGUGGUGAGAUUCAGCCUUUGUGUAGGUAUUAGAUAUGUAACUCUGUAUAUAUUUAAAUCUAAAAUGACUUUUUUUUUGGUCACAGUAAUGACAACAAAUGAUUUUCCCCUUUCUUGGUACUCCUUCAUGCCACCUCAGUCUCUCCACCCCCAGAAUGGCAGAAGUAAACAUUUUUCCUCUUA
Corvus hawaiiensis (hawaiian crow) is the source of this 1093-nucleotide messenger RNA. Its product is annotated as phospholipase A2-like. Gene Ontology annotation, molecular function: calcium ion binding; phospholipid binding. NCBI's taxonomy places the organism in Eukaryota, Metazoa, Chordata, Aves, Passeriformes, Corvidae. Bases 380 to 943 code for a protein of 187 amino acids. The record is from RefSeq and is a predicted model, not a curated record. The transcript has 5 exons. Gene Ontology annotation, biological process: arachidonate secretion; phospholipid metabolic process; lipid catabolic process.